CAUAUUUCUCACAACUUCCUCCAAUUUGAAAACCAUAUAAAAACCAUCUCUUCUAACAUUCCUUCGACCAACCUCAUCACAAGCAAGCUUUGAAAAUAAUGAAGAAAGUAGUGGUGAAGAUGGACUUGCAUGAUGAUAAGAUCAAGAGAAAAGCUAUGAAGACAGCAUCUGGCCUUUCUGGGAUUGAAUCAGUUUCUGUUGACUUGAAAGACAUGAAAUUGGUGCUGUUGGGUGAGAUUGAUCCAGUGAGUGCAGUGUCAAAGCUAAGAAAAUGGUGUCACACUGAGUUAGUUUCAGUUGGACCAGCAAAAGAGGAGAAAGAGAAAGAGAAGGUGGAUCCACCAAAAGUACUUGUUCCUGUUAAUUAUGAAAACUAUCCCUUCUAUUAUUAUCCUUAUCAUAUGGUACCACCACUGUAUAAUUAAAAUUAAUUAUUACAUUACAUGUUUUUAAGAGAAUCUUAUUUAUAUAUGUAGGCAAUUAAAUUUUAGAAUAUUAGAAAGUUCGAUGGAAAGUGAGUGAUCUUUUUUGUUGUUGUUGGUUUUAUUCAUAAUUUUUGUGGUCUAGUGGAGUGAAGACCAUUGUGUUUCCAAGGGUGUAAAAUGUAGUACUGUAAUUAGUGUGGUAUUGGACUCUGUCAUUUUGUAACAAAUUUUUGAUGUGUUGCUCAUCAUGAAUAAGAUUGAAGCACAAAAUCUUUUCUUUUUAAGACU
This is a messenger RNA of Vigna unguiculata (cowpea), 713 nucleotides long. RefSeq names its product heavy metal-associated isoprenylated plant protein 39-like. Lineage: Eukaryota; Viridiplantae; Streptophyta; Magnoliopsida; Fabales; Fabaceae. Gene Ontology annotation, molecular function: metal ion binding. The record is from RefSeq and is a predicted model, not a curated record.